UACCUUACCUAAACGACUUACUAAAAACGGUAGGUAGAGCUUAGAAAGGUGAUCUGUGUUUAUUUGUCCUACAAAUUCUCUCACUGUGACAGAAAAGCGGGUCGACCCGAAAAUUUAACGGGGCAACAACUACUUUCGUUGGCGCCAGAAUUUGACUGACCGGAGAAUUUAGCGGCCGUAAAAGGAAGAAAAAGAUGGUGAAGGCAAUAAUAGCGCCGUCGAUGUUGUCAUCGGACUUCGGUAAUCUGGCAUCGGAAGCAGAACGCAUGCUCAAUUGCGGUGCUGAUUGGCUCCACAUGGACAUCAUGAAAUUCAAGCAAAUGACAAAGGAAUUACAUCGUGGACAUCAUCCCAUAAGUUUAGGUUCAGUGAAUUUGAUGGCCUACAUGAAGCUAAGCAAAGGUGGUGUUGAAUCCACGUAUGUCAUUGAUGGUUCCCUUAUGGCAUUGGAUGCAAUCAAUAACUGGCAGGAGCUUGUUCAACGGAUAAAGUCAAAGGGCAUGAAACCUGGAGUUUCUUUGAAGCCUGGUACACCAAUUGAAGAAGUGUACCCACUGCUUGAUGGUGAAAAUUCUGUCGAACUGGUCCUUGUUAUGACUGUUGAGCCUGGUUUUGGGGGACAAAAGUUUAUGCCAGAGAUGAUGGAUAAGGUACGCACUCUCAGAAAAAAGUACCCAUCACUUGAUAUAGAGGUGGAUGGUGGUUUAGGACCUUCAACUAUUGAGGCAGCCUCAUCAGCUGGAGCAAACUGCAUAGUUGCGGGAAGUUCAGUGUUUGGAGCUCCAGAUCCAGCACAAGUCAUAACUUUGAUGCGAGGCAGUGUGGAGAAAAGGAGUUGAUACUGGAAGAGGCAACACUUCAUGUUGUAUUAAUGACUAUUAAAAGUGAAUAUCAUCUUUAUCACGUUCGCGGAAUCAAUAUCACGAGAUGCCUGCACUUGUUGAGUUAUCCAAGUUGUGUAUUUGUUGAAUAAUGUUAUUAAACAUGUAUUUUGUCACAUCUUCUUGAAACUUGCACGCAUCGAGUUAUCCAAGUUGUGUAUUUGAACAAUAUGAAAUAUUUGUUACUGAAUUUAGUUGGUGUCCAUGUCCAA
Capsicum annuum is the source of this 1093-nucleotide messenger RNA. Its product is annotated as ribulose-phosphate 3-epimerase, cytoplasmic isoform. Gene Ontology annotation, biological process: pentose-phosphate shunt, non-oxidative branch; carbohydrate metabolic process. The coding region runs from base 195 to 839 and encodes 214 amino acids. The transcript is spliced from 8 exons. The record is from RefSeq and is a predicted model, not a curated record. Lineage: Eukaryota; Viridiplantae; Streptophyta; Magnoliopsida; Solanales; Solanaceae. Gene Ontology annotation, cellular component: cytosol. Gene Ontology annotation, molecular function: metal ion binding; D-ribulose-phosphate 3-epimerase activity.